Didymodactylos carnosus is the source of this 1632-nucleotide messenger RNA. The record is from the annotation of a GenBank genome assembly. NCBI's taxonomy places the organism in Eukaryota, Metazoa, Rotifera, Eurotatoria, Philodinida, Philodinidae.
AUGAAAUUAUUGAUAGAAAAUUAUAAUGCAAAUAUUCAUAUUACCGACAAUAUGGGAUGGACAAUAUUAUGGCAUCUUGUUCAUUGUUUAAAUGAAAAAUCUUUGCUCUACUUAUGCAAACGAAUGAAUAAUAUUUCAAUUGAAAUAAAUCGUUCAGAUAAACAUGGUGUAACACCAUUGCAUGCAGCUGCUGCUUUUAAAGCUCUAACAAUUGUUAAAAUUCUUGUUGACUAUGGUGCAAAUGUAAACGCGGUUGAUAAUAAUAAUUCAACUCCUUUGCACUAUGCCUAUCAUCGUGCAACACCUGAUAUUGUUAAUAUUUUACUUCAGGCCGAUUCUGAUUCAUUUAAAAAAGAUUCGAACGAAAUGACACCAGUUGAAAUUAUUUUUACACUUCGCAAUUUCCCAAUAAUCAAUGUAGAUUUAUCGCUGAUAAUUUAUAUUUUAUUAGUGUAUCAGCUGAUGAAAUAUGUCGAUGAUAUUUGCUCAUAUCUAUCUCAAAUGAUACAUGUAAAUGGUAUUGGUCAACUGCCAAUAUUAGAUGAAAUUGAUCAAUUGACUCAUGAUAUUGAAUUAUUUGUAGAACAAUUAUGUACAUUUAUUGGUAAUGUAGAUAGCAGAUUUAAAGGAAAACUAAUUAAAUCUGGUAGCUUUUAUGAACAGACAAAAAACGGUGAUCCAGAUGAAUAUGAUUUUAUGAUUGAUCUAGAAUAUAGAUGUUUAUCAAUAUACGGUUUGAGUCAUCGAAAUAAAAUUAGUCAAAUAUAUCCAACAUCAAAAUAUGCAUCAUGUGAAUUACUGUGUAAAUGGUUUGGAUCUUAUUAUAAACAAUUAAUGAUAAGUAUUGAUCUUGUACCAGCAAUUAAAUUGACUAAACAUCCAUCGACAAUAAAUCUUAGAAAAAAAAUCUCUUUUACUGACAGUUUAUAUGUGGUUGUGAAACAUGAUUCAUGGCGUUUAUCAUUUUCAUGUAUUGAGAAAACUAUCAUGCAAACAUUAUCGUCUGAAGAUAAAAAUACUUAUUUAGCUGCUAAAAUCAUGUUACAUCCAAUGAUAUGUCCGUCUGUCGCUGCUACAUGGGAUUCAGGUACAUUAUUCAAUGAUAAGAAUAGUAGUAAACAAAUUGUAUCCGGUGUAGUUGAUAUUAAUCAUUCACUAGAGCCACUCUUAAAUGAAUCUGUACAGGUGGCUGAUGAUAUACUCGUAUGGCAAUCAUUAUUACCAAAACGGAGCUACGAACAAACAUCAAGACAAAUAUUGUCCACAUGUAAAAAUGAUACUAACUAUGAUUUAUGUAAAACAAUUUUACCGUGCAAUCUGAUAUCAUCCUAUACAUUGAAAAUUAUACUGUUUAAUAUGAGAAAACGAAUGAAUGGUCAAAUAACUCCACGUAUGCUGUUUAAUGAAUUGUAUACGUGUUGUAACACGCCUAUUUUAUCAGUAGUUGACGAUGGACGAGGCGGUGACGGGGCAGAAAGCUUACGGGGCGAUCCCCGCGAAGUAGAUUUUUCGAAAUUUGACGAGGUACGGAGCGAUAACGAGGCAGGAAAAGCUGCUGCAGAAUCUGUUUGGCAUUGUAUUGUAACCAUCGCCGGUACGCCUACACCAGGUGCUGUCUCAUUUCUACAAUAA